Molecule: messenger RNA, 1794 nt
Organism: Trichobilharzia regenti
Lineage: Eukaryota; Metazoa; Platyhelminthes; Trematoda; Strigeidida; Schistosomatidae
Source: the annotation of a GenBank genome assembly
AUGAGCUCACUGUCGAGCCCUUUCACAAAUUUAGUAGAAUCUUCAAAUCCUUGGCAGACGAAUUACAAUGAUAACGAGGUGAAUGUUUUAAAAACGCUAAUAGACAAAGCAUGUAAAUCUGGAUAUGUCACAUUGAAAAAGUGUAUUCGAAAUCUCAGCUUACCACCAUCACAUCCUAUACGUGAAAGUCUAUGGCUAAAACUUUUAUCUGUAAAAUAUUCCACAAAUGUACAAGUUUCUGAUUCAGACAUUCAAAGCAGCAAUACUCCGCUAACAAAUGCUACAAGCAUUGAUGAUGCUACUUCUAUGGCCGGUUAUGAAUUUUCCAAUCAAAUGCUAUUGCCUACAUUCUUUUUAAAUCAACUAGGUCAAAAGUAUUUACGCACAAUUCUGCAUAGCAUUUUUAUUGAACGUCCAGAACUUGUUUAUGCACCUCAGUUAUGGCCUUUAACAGCAUUAUUUCUACACUAUAUGCCUGUUACAACUGCUCAUAAAUGUAUCCUGAUUUUACUCAAUCAACCGGGAGUUUUAAUUCAAACAAAAUCUGCUUGGAAAGAACAUUGUUUAGCCUUGGAAGAAUUGGCGUAUUUGUACAAUUUAUUACGUAGAGUGAAUAAAAAACGCAGGGAAUCAUUGGUGAUGACAACGAUGAAGACGGCGCUUGGAUUAAAUGAGAACAAUAAUAAUAAUAAUAGUAAUAAUAAUAAUAAUUCUAGUAUGUCUAAAAUAGAAGGUAUGCAACUUCAAUUGGCACGGUGGUGUCUACUACUUUGGCAGUUACCGUUUGACCAUCUUGUUUGUUUAGUGGAUAGCUUUCUACUGGAAGGUCCAAAGGUUUUUUAUCGUGCUGGCAUAGUUAUUCUUAAAGCCUCUCUAUCUGGUAAAUAUGCAGAACUUGGAAAUGUGAAUAAGUUGGGCAAGAAUAUUGAUGAUGCUGCUCAAAGUCUUGGACGCUUUGAAGACGCAUUCAAACACAUUCCACUGACACCGACAAAAUUAAAGCAGAAAAUGUUUGCAUUUCCUAAGUUUAGUCGUACAAAAAUUGCACAAGCUAUGAAAAACACUCGUUUUCAAGAGGUGAGUUUCGAUAUUGACAAAGAAUUGAUUCAAAUAUGCGAUACGAAUAAGAGAAAUACCUUCGCUGCUUACCUACUCAAUGAUAAGGAGAAAAUUAGCCAUCCAUCUGAGUGUAUAUCAAGUAAAGAAUUGGCGGCGAUAAUCACAUCGAUCGAAGAUCAUAAACUUUCACAGCUAUCUAAACCUUACUUAGUAUUCUCAUCAAAUAUAGACGGUAAUAGUUUGCGUACAUUUUAUGCUAAAGCAGGCGAGACUGACAAUCCUGCAACAAUUCUACUAAUUCGUAGUUCUUCAAAACACAGUGUCAUUGGUGCAUUCUGUUCAGAUAGAUGGCAACCGCGUGUUGAGUCAGCCUACUAUGGAAAUGGUUUAUGCUUUUUAUUUCGUAUUCAACCUGGCCCAUUAACAAUACAUCGAUGGAUUGGUUCAACAACAAACGAUCAAGCAAUCAUGAAUUCACCAAGAUAUUUGCGUUUUCAACGUGCAACAAACAACGGCAUAGAAAUUGGUGGUGGUAGUAUGAAAAAUGAUCUACCAGGGAUUAGUUUAGAUAACUGUCUUACAAUGGCAUCAAGUGGGCCAACAGAGACAUUUUCUAAUCCCUGCUUAAUUACUGAUCCAAUUGAUUUGACACAAACUGUUCAGUGUGAAAAUGGACAAAUUGGUUGUCUGUUCACUGUUGGUCUUGUGGAACUGAUCGGUUUUACGGACCUGUGA